ACAAAAUUAACGAGCAGAGAAACUUCGUCGCCGCGGGCUUGUCGAGGCUUCUACCCCGAGCCGCCAAUAUGAACAAAAUUUAUUGGUCAAACGAGCUUGCGAAGUUCGCCCAAAGGUGGGUGGACCAGUGCGACAGUGCUACACGCCCCGACAAGGAAGACGAAUGCCGUGAUUUAGAGGAGUCGGCAGUGGGUCAAAACAUCGUAACUAUAUCGGGGCCCUCGCCCGGAAUGCACGUGACGAGCUUGAUUGAUGUGUGGUUCAUGCAGAAAAGGGCAUUCACUGGCAGCGUGUCCUAUUACAAUCAAUCACGGGAUUGGAAGACAAAUUACUUUACUCAAUUAAUUUGGGCCGAAACGGAUAAAGUGGGCUGUGGUCGCGCCAGGUUCUAUGUGGCAGAAAGAAAAUCUAUCAUAGAGAGAUUAGUUUGCAAUUUCGCGCCCAAAGGAAAUCUCCACGGGAAGCCUGUGUACGCCAUAGGCUUCCCAGCGACACAAUGUGUACACAAUAAGGUACAGGAUCAACGAUAUAAGGGCUUGUGUGCACACUUGAUACAAGAUAAUGACAAAACUCUUACAACACCCUCUCCUCCAGUGAGCAGUUUACUUAGGAUUUUCAACUUAUCAAAUAACUCAGUCAAACUGGACAUAGACCCCAUCCGGAAUAACUUAAGACAAAUGAAUUUUAAUGAAUCGAUCCGCCAGAGGAAUCCUAAGACUAGACAUGUAUUUUUUAAUAACAGUCAUGCUGGUUUAAGAAAUAUACCACGAUUACCAAUGCAAAACCAAUGGAAUACUCCUGCUAACGCUUACUCCCAGACGCCCAGAGUUCAAAGACCACAACAAUAUCAACAAGAGAGGGGACACUCUAGAGUUUACCAUGGACAUGAAUUACAUAACAAUAAUUUUGCAUCCAAUAUCAAUGACCAAUCCACAUCUGAAAAUUAUCGAAGAUUUGAUUAUACAACUGAACAGGCUGGUGAACCAGCCGCGAACGAUUUGAGGAAAUAUAACAGAUAUCAUCAAUGCACAAGGAGAUCUCAUGCAGAAGAAAGUGACUGCGAAUCAAGCCACCAAGUAAAUCAAUGCACACGGCAUGGAACUACGAGCUGUUGCCAAGUAGUUCCAACCACCACCUCGUGCCCGAUCAUGACUGUUAAACUUGGAUGCCCACGCGACAUGUGCCAGUGCAAUACACCCAGAGCCACCUGUGCCACUAUGCCCCCAAUGUGCCAAUGCAACUCCAACUGCCAAUGUUUUAAUCCUGACUCAGGAACUCAAUGUCUAUCAGGACGUAGAACACAAAACAAUGACGAUAACCCUGCAAUCGCACAGCCAAAUCAAAAAGCUGAUACGAGAAAGGCAGCUGAACUACAUUACUACGAUUUACUGCCCAAUAUGGCUAUUCGUAGUGGAGACAAUGAAGAAGAUCAAUUGCCAACAAAAGACAAUAUUAUCACCACCCCAAAAGAUACAUGGCUUCAACACGAUACUACAAUCCCUGACAUGUAUAAAAGAAUGCCACAUAAAAUAAAACAUGAUCAAAGACAGAGAAAGAAAAAGACGUAGUCCUAUAGAUGAAGUAACGUUUAAACCUUUUUGGCAAAUGGAUGAAUACAAUCGAGAUAAAUCUACGCAGUUAAGAUCUAUGU
Ostrinia furnacalis (Asian corn borer) is the source of this 1651-nucleotide messenger RNA. RefSeq lists its product as uncharacterized. The transcript is spliced from 8 exons. The record is from RefSeq and is a predicted model, not a curated record. Lineage: Eukaryota; Metazoa; Arthropoda; Insecta; Lepidoptera; Crambidae. The coding region runs from base 69 to 1568 and encodes 499 amino acids.